Messenger RNA from Patella vulgata (common limpet), 1245 nucleotides. Its product is annotated as ficolin-1. Lineage: Eukaryota; Metazoa; Mollusca; Gastropoda; Patellidae. The transcript has 3 exons. The coding region runs from base 124 to 1182 and encodes 352 amino acids. The record is from RefSeq and is a predicted model, not a curated record.
CAUUAUCAAUAAUGAGAGGAAGAGUCCAUUGUUAAAUUUUAACUAUUAAAAUAGAUACUUCCUGAUAUAAUAUAUUCUUGUUAAUGUAGGUAGAGCCUGAUCAUUUUCAUACAAAUUACCAUAAUGGUGAGCUCUGUAUUUCCUCUUCUUUACCUCAGCAGCCAAUGUUAUUUUAUUCUGGUAUCAGCAAGUCUCAACUCUAAGUAUAUUAAAACACGAGUUUUUGAAGAAGAUAAAUUUUGUUUAAAAGAUUCGUUUAAUAUUAGGAAGACGAGCCGAAAAACCGACUCUCUGAUUGAAUGUGGUAAAUUUUGUUCAUCAAUAGAUGAUUGCCGAAGAUUUAUGUUUGAUAAAGAAACCAAUUUCUGUUCAGUCUUUGAAUCGGGUGAAAAUUGUAUCACAGAUGAAAAAAUUGCUAACAAAGUUUGUUACAGACAGGAAUCUACGUGUAAUGAGGUAAACUGUACCAGAUGUCCCAUUGGUUACUAUGGUGAUCAAUGUCAACAUAUAAUACAAGAUUGUUCAGAUGGGUACACAGGGUCAGUGGCUCCAGUGAAAAAUCUUCUCUCCUACAUCCAACCCUCAAUUCAUGGUCCCAUACUGGAAGUCAAGUGUACUUUUAACUGUGGAGGAGUGACGUAUAUUCAGUAUAGAAAACUCAACUGUCGUGAACUGGAUUUCAACAGGACCAUGGACGAAUAUGCAAAUGGAUUCGGGUACAUCCACGGGAGUUACUGGCUCGGCUUAGAACACGUUUAUAACAUUCUUCAUAACGGUAACCAGUUUGCUCUUGAAGUCGUGUAUGUUUUCAAUGACAAACUCAUGUCUCCUGCUCGAGGUUACUAUUAUGACUUCAAUAUAUCAAAUCGUUCUGAUAAUUAUAGAAUUGAUAUCAAGUCAUACGUAGAGUAUACGGCAAAGUCCAUCGGCGAUUCCCUGACUCAAUCUGGUUACAAUAUAAAUGGUAGACCGUUCUCUACUUAUGAUCAAGACUUCAGUAAUUAUGAUUGUCCAGGUCGUUUUCACGGAGGAUGGUGGUACCUGGAUGAUCAAGUCUGCAGUCGAGCUAAUAUAAAUGGACAAAGAUAUGGUACUACGUUUGAAUCGAGCUGGCACUGGCUGGAUAAUCUUGGCAACAGAACAUUGUUUUACGAUACUCAGUUGAAACUAAGACAAAAAUAAUAUAUUUAUGAUUUUUGCCAUGAAAUUUUUGAAUGAAUCUGGUCGAACGUUCUCUAAAUGUUU